Molecule: messenger RNA, 1166 nt
Organism: Paramisgurnus dabryanus
Lineage: Eukaryota; Metazoa; Chordata; Actinopteri; Cypriniformes; Cobitidae
Source: RefSeq, a predicted model, not a curated record
UUUUGAGUCGGAGUAACAAACUGAGUUCCAACAGUCACCAUUUGACUCGAUUAAACGAUUCAAUACGAUUUGUUCACUGACUCACUGAAAAGAACCCCAACCGCCGAGUUUACGCAUUCCGCCAUUAAGCACGCUUGAGAUUGGAUUUUGCAGCAGACUUUACGCAAACAGGCGAAUAUUUUAUUAACAUAAAGUUUAGGACCUUGAGAGGACAUAAUGCCACGCAGACGCGGAUUGUUCACCAUUAUUGGAGUCGCGGCUGGCGCAGUUGGUGCCGUUGUUUUGGCCCCAGUGGCGCUCACCGCAGCCGGAUUCACCUCAGCCGGUAUAGCCGCUGGUUCACUGGGGGCCAGUAUGAUGUCAUCAGCGGCCAUCGCUAACGGAGGUGGAGUUGCUGCUGGAAGUUUGGUCGCCAUCCUUCAGUCCGCAGGUGCUGUUGGGUUGUCUACGGCAGCGACAGCAGCAGUGGCGUCUGUGGGUGGAGCAGCAGGUGCUGUAAUAGGUGGAGCUGCAGAUUUGUUGUCUUCCUCAAAAUCCCCUAAAUCUCGUCCCAAGAAGUCAUCUUCAGAUGAAGAUUCUGAUGAAGAGGAAUUGGAUAAUGAAGUCCAAAUUGAGUCUAAAAAGCUUAUACCACAUUAUUUCUAGUCCAGAAAGUCAACUUGCCGGCAUCUUAAAAACAAAUGAUUUUUUUUUAAAUGUUUACAUUAAAUAUUUUGUGUGCCAAGUGUAAUAGGCUGUGUCUUUUCUGUUAUCUAACUCAAAAUCAGCAUAAGCAAUACUAACAAUAAAAUGUGCAGGAGGAGAAAAGCACACACAGACCUUCAAUAAGUCCUCGAAUCACUUCAGCUGUUAUUUUAACAUCACAAGCGUUGGAUUGUCUGUUGCAGGUCAGGCCACUGUGGGUGCUAUGGGGGCUUCCAUGGGUGCAGUUGCAAUCAAUCAAUGCUUAGUAACAGCACUGUGUAACUGAGCUUUGUUGUUUUUAUCAAAUUAUUUAAAUAAAAUGCACUUUAAAUAUAAAUAAAAUAUGAAAAUAACGUUAUUACUCAAAAGAGAUCUUUAAAUCAUCAAGAAAUCUUCCUGGAGUAAUGGAAAUGUGUAUUAAAAUGUUAUAUUUAAUGUUGAAUCUUUGUCACCACAUUAAAUACAUCUUGUUGCUUACUUAA